Messenger RNA from Xyrauchen texanus (razorback sucker), 5053 nucleotides. Its product is annotated as cytosolic phospholipase A2-like. The coding region runs from base 2013 to 3827 and encodes 604 amino acids. Gene Ontology annotation, molecular function: calcium-dependent phospholipid binding; calcium ion binding. The transcript has 12 exons. The record is from RefSeq and is a predicted model, not a curated record. Gene Ontology annotation, biological process: glycerophospholipid catabolic process. Gene Ontology annotation, cellular component: nucleus; cytosol; Golgi apparatus. NCBI's taxonomy places the organism in Eukaryota, Metazoa, Chordata, Actinopteri, Cypriniformes, Catostomidae.
AAUAGUGGAGAGGAGAUGACGCGCGCUUCACAUGAGGAGGAUCAUUGGCAGUGAUCGAGUGCUGCCCUGGCAAUUUAUGAACUCUACCACUGACAUAUUUUCUGACUGAAUCAGAACUUGAUGAUUCACUAUGUCGGAAUGGAAAGCUUUCACCACUAAAAAAACAGCUAGCAUUUCAAGGCAGUUGAUGUGCCACGCCCGUUUCGCACCUGUCCAAGUGCCAAAAGCCACGUGUCCAUCUCACAGCAUGCCCCAACCCAUGUUGGACACAGGUGUGCAACUUGGAGCGUAUAACUGUACUUGAUAGUUUUUUGCACCCAGUCUGACUGCGUGGUGAGACAGCUGGCGCAUCAGUUUGCUCUUUAUAAGAGAUAGAGUGGCUCUCACCAUAGAGAAGCAGUUGAGAAUAGUGUGCGGGGUAUUUGAAAUGUAUGAGACACUGUUAUAUGAGGUAAUGUGACAGAUGAUUGCAUAGUUCCAAUUUUAUUUAUUAUGAUUUAAAUUUUAUCAGUAAAGAAAUUCAUAAAGUCGUAACUAUUGUACUGCGAUGGAAUAUCUUGUUGUGGUUAUUUUUAUAAGUUUGCUAAAAUAUGCUGACCUGGCAGCUUUUACUGCCUGUCUGUAGCUACAGACACUAUACUUCCAUACACCGCAAAAUACCUCUUAUUUUGUAUUCUUCCACUUGCCCUCAAUUUUCCGAGCAGGGCUUUUUUCUUUCAUUUUUUUUAAUCAAAGACACUAUCAAGAGUGCUAGAGAAGACUGUAUUUAUAUUUUCUAGUAAGACCUUUUGGCUUACUGAGUUUAUGAGACAAAUAUGGAAGAUUAUUAGUGAAGUUAUCUUUAGAGGUCUAAAGAAUAGUUCUACGUGAAUGAUAGCAUGGUGUAGAUUGAGUAACAUUAGCUGAUUGCAGCAUACAAGAGAUGAAGUAAUGAUCUGAGAUGUCAUUGUUCUCUGGCAGUAUUUCUAUAUUAUCAACAUCAACUCCAUAUGACAGAAUUAAAUCUAGCGUAUAAUUAUGGUGAUGAGUUGGUCCUGUCACAAGUGAGUUGAGAAUAUCGAUAAAUACUUAUCCCAAUGUGUCAUUUCAUUAUCUAUGUGAAUGUUGAAGUCACCAACAAUUCAAUCUCUAUACACAGAUCUGAUGGAAAAUGAGCAAAUUCACCAAGGAACUAAACUAAUAUAUUAAUCCAGUUUAAGACGGGUUUCAGUCAUACAGAGCACAUCCAAACUAUGAUUUGUAAUAAUUAAAUUUACAAUUAGUGCUUUAGUUGAAAGAGAUCUAAUGUUUACUAGCCCUACCUUCAUAUGAUGUUUAUCUUCAAAUUUAUUUGUUAUUUUCAAGUUUUAACAUAAUACAUUUUUUUUCUAAAUGAUUUACCCUCUCACGGGUUUGUGUUUGGUAGUUCAGGGAAAAGACACAGUCUCUUUGUAAUAUUUUGGUGAUACAGUCUUUAUGUGUUGUAGUUUCUGUGACCUGUGUGAUGUCUCAAGGCAGCUAGCAGACAUUCGGAUUAGCCAGUUUGUCUGCUUCCUGACCUGAGCCCCAGUUAGUCAAAUAAUAUCACUAUUAAAAUUAUGAGCCAAAUUACUAGAGAGGACAGUGCAUGUUUACCCCAAAAACUCUCAUUUGUCUGUAAGUCCUAUGCUAUUCUCCUGACACCACUCAGACAUCCAGCUAUUCAGUGACACUAAUCUAUUCUAAACCUCGUCACCAUGAUGAGCAGGGAGGGGGCCAGAGCUUAUUAAAGUGUCUAACAUAAUAUUUGCUAGUUCACACACCUCUUUAACAUUAUCUCUAGUGAUCUCUGACUGACUCAGUUGGACAUUGUUAGUGCCGACAUGAAUAACAAUUAAAAAUAAAUUUAUGUUUAGCAUUAGCCAGCACUUGCAAAUUUGAUCUGAUGUCAGAUGCCGAGCCCUCAAAUGCAUUUAGCAAUGGCUGGAGUCUCUAUUUCCAUGUUCCUUAAAAUAGAAACUGCUAUAACAAGUGCACUUUCAAAAUGAUUAUCAAUGGGUGCAUCACUGAGUGAGGAGAAUCAAUUGGAAACCCCAACAGGAACGGAAGAAUGGUGUCGCUUUGCUGAGCGAGUAUGCCACCAAGACGUCACCCAAACGCUCUGCUGCGGGUGCUCUACAGCUGGAACCAAAGUGCGUGUGCUGCUCACUGUUCUACCCGCAUCAGGAUCAGUUCCAGUGAUAGCUGUGCUUGGGUCAGGGGGAGGUUUCAGAGCGAUGGUUGGAUUUUCAGGUGUUAUGAAGGCUUUGUACGAGUCUGGCAUUCUAGACUGCGUCACCUAUGUUGCUGGCCUCUCUGGAUCCACAUGGUACAUGUCCACUUUGUACUCCCACCCAGAGUUCCCUGCUAAAGGCCCAGAGCAGAUCAACCAGGAGCUGAUGAAUCGUGUCAGUAGUAACCCUCUCAGACUUCUCCAUCCCAAACAUAUCACUAACUAUGUGCAUUCCCUGUGGAGCAAGAAGACCGCAGGGCAGCCUGUUACCUUCACAGAUAUCUUUGGAAUGUUGAUUGGCGAGACCCUUAUUCCAGCUAUGAUGGACACCAAGUUAAGUGAUUUGCAAGAGAAGAUCAACGAAGCUCAGGCUCCUCUGCCCUUGUUCACCUGCCUACAUGUAAAACCAGAUGUCUCUGAGCUUAAGUUUGCAGAUUGGGUGGAGUUUAGUCCGUAUGAGAUCGGAAUUGCUAAAUAUGGAACCUUCAUGACCCCUGACCUUUUCGGAAGCAAGUUCUUCAGAGGACAUGUGGUCAAGAAGUACGAAGAGAACCCUCUUCACUUCCUUAUGGGUGUGUGGGGCAGUGCCUUCUCCAUCCUCUUCAACAGAAUUCUGGGGUUUAAUGAUGUGACAAAAGGCAGCACCAUGGAGGAAGAACUAGAUCUGAUCAAACCAGGACACAUCGUAGGAGUGGACAGUCUAGACAAUGACGAGGAUCCAAAUGGAGAGGAAGAGUAUCAAGCAAGCUGGGUGCAGCAUAUGGUUAGCUCUCUUUUCAGUGACUGGGCUCUUUUUAACACCCGAGAAGGCAGAGCAGGAAAAGUACACAACUUCAUGCUGGGCUUAAACCUCAAUGAUUAUGUGACACUUUCCCCUUUCGCUGAGCCUCUUAGUGGCACAGAGGACGAGGUUGAUGCUGUCACAGACCCGUUCGAGUUUGACUGCAUCCACGAGCCAUUGGAUCUGAAAAGCAGGAAGAUCCAUGUAGUGGACAGUGGCUUGACCUUUAACCUCCCUUUUCCUCUGAUUCUAAGGCCUCAGAGGGGUGUUGACCUCAUCAUCUCCUUUGACUUUUCUGCCCGGCCGAGUGACUCUAGUCCUCCCUUUAUGGAACUUCAGCUGGCUGAGAAAUGGGCACGAAUGAAUAAGCUUCCAUUUCCUAAGAUUGACCCGAAGGUGUGUGAUCGUGAGGGGCUGAAAGAGUGUUAUGUCUUUAAGCCCAAAAAAGGAGAACGAAACUGCCCCACUGUCAUCCAUUUUGUUCUGGUCAAUAUUGACUUCAGGACUUUCAAAGCCCCAGGGGUUCCACGAGAGACGGACAAAGAAAGAGAAUUUGCAGACUUCGACAUCUUCGAUGACCCCGAGACACCUUACUCCACCUUCAACUUCCAGUAUUCCAACAAAGCCUUCACCCAGUUGCAUGACCUUAUGGAAUUCAUCACACUUAACAACAUUGAGGUCAUCAAAGAAGCGAUAAAGGACAGUAUCUUGUAUAGGAAGGAGGGUUCGUUUCGCUGCUCUGUCCCACUUUCUCUCUCUGAAGUUCAAAACAAAAAACGCUUAAAGAGGGAGUCCAAAGGUCAAGCUUGCCAAUAAGGAGGUGGAUUCCGGCUACAGGAAGUUUACAGAUGUCACAUGUCUCAUCAUGAAAAAUGUUUUGUUUUUUCUCAGAAAUAAAUGUGAAACAAGAUGAUUUGGUUUGGUGCCCAGAACAUUUCCACCCAGCCUUUAAAAGAAAAAGAGCACAUUUUCAGGAAAUCCCUGUGACUUAUACCAUGAAAACUGUAAAUAAUUUACAGUCUAAUUGUUAACAUUGAGAUGUGGGAGUGAAAGGUGAUUACAUAGUUUCAAAGCAGAUGUAAACACAUAUAUACUGGUAAUUUCUUUCAAGAUUCAUAAUGUCUCCUAAAGGGAUAGUUCAACCAAAAAUGAAAACUCUGUCAUAAUUUACUUGCCUUCAUGAUGUUCUAAACCUGUCCGACUUUCUUGCUUUCGUGUAACACUUUCAUGGAAUGGAAAAAAAAGAUGCAAUGAAAGUGGUAAGGUGGGGUGUCAAUGUGUUUGCUUUCAAAGGACAAAACUUCCCAGGGAGGCAAGAGCGAAUGUUUGAUCUUGGAGAAAAUCAACAUAUAUGAACUUUCUCACAAUUAGCAUCUCUUACUGAGGCACCCGAAUAAACGAAGAUUGCAAAUUCACACUUCAUUUUUGCCCUUCCACAUCUGUCCCAUUCUCUCCCCUCUCAUCCUGUUUCAUUCCCCUUCAGCUCAGAAUCACCGCAAACUCACCUAAGAUCUGUAUGUAACAAAAUAUCAUAACUGGUGUAUACAAGUAAUGUAACUUGUCAUGUUUGGUAAAAUGUAAAUGGUCUCAGUGCGACUGGUAUAACGGUCUCUUUUCCAGGUUGGUAAAACUAAUGGCAACAAAGUUAUAAGGUCUUUGCCAAAUACUGUAUAAUUCUGGAGGUCUAUUCCCCUCCUUACCUGUGUGUCAGGAUAUCAAGAACCCAUUCACCCCCAAAUUCUCAUUGUUCAAAGGAUAAUACCAUUUGGUACACAAUGUUUAUUCUGUCUGGAUAUUUAAGGAAAGUUGGCCCAGAACUGGAGGAGUCUGUAGUCAGAUUAUCGCACACAAUUGCAGUUUUAAUAUAGGUAUCUGUAAGCCAGAUCUCCCAUGCUUGCCAUUGCUUGUGGUCUUGCCAGGUAUGUUUCUUUGACUUGUCUUUUAUUUUUAGGAAUGCUUAUUUAUUCUGAUCAUGUAUGAAUUUGGCUUUGAUUGAUUUUGUAACUUAAGUUUUUAAUCCUAUCUGGCAAAUAAAUUGUUGU